Messenger RNA from Sebastes umbrosus (honeycomb rockfish), 1883 nucleotides. Its product is annotated as multiple inositol polyphosphate phosphatase 1-like. The record is from RefSeq and is a predicted model, not a curated record. Gene Ontology annotation, molecular function: inositol phosphate phosphatase activity; acid phosphatase activity. The coding region runs from base 80 to 1462 and encodes 460 amino acids. The transcript is spliced from 5 exons. Lineage: Eukaryota; Metazoa; Chordata; Actinopteri; Perciformes; Sebastidae.
UGAUGGCGUGCACAGAGAUGUUUUAGGUUUGGAGAAGUUUUCGGAACAGCUGCUUUUCAAGCCUCUUCUUGGCUUCAUCAUGCUGACAUUUCUUUGGAAAUCCACUGUCUUUCAUCUCCUCAUCAUCUCCUGCUGUUUACUUAAUUAUGUGAUUCCUGAGGACAAUCCAGACAUACCAGCAAUCGCUAAAUAUUUCAACACGAAAGGGAGGUAUGAGGAAGUGAACCCGUAUCUCAUUGAGGACAUACUUGCUGUAAACAGAUCUAUUUUACAGCCUCCAUCUGCACAAUGUCAAGAAAUUCAUCUGACUGCGAUAAUAAGACACGGCACGAGGUACCCAACGAGCAAAAUCGUCAAGGAGAUGCAGCAGCUCUCCAACAUCGUCCUACACAAUGCCUCGGGCGUAGAGAGCUGGCUGCCUGAGAUCCAGACCCAGUGGACAAUACAGUACACUGAGGACAUGGACGGCCGACUUGUCCAGAAAGGUGUGAACGAUCACAAGCACCUGGCCGUCAGGCUGUCAAAGCUGUUCCCAUCACUGAUCUCAGAGGAGAAGCUCCGAGGUGGAUUCAUCAAAUUCAUGACCAGCUCAAAGCACAGGUGUAUCAACAGCACACUGUCUUUCAAAGCAGGACUCACAGAGCUGUGGGCUAUUACAGAUAAGGAGUUUGACCAUGAAGUGAACGAUGCUCUCAUGAGGUUUUUUGACCAGUGCACCAGGUUUGUGCAGGAAGUUGAUAACAACCCCUCAGCUCUGUCAGAGGUGGACAAGUUCAAGCAGGGACCGGAGAUGAGGAGGGUCCAGCAGAAGGUUGCAGACCAUCUUGGAGCGCCAUACAGUCUCAUCACACAAGAUAUGGCUGAGGCUGCAUUUUACCUGUGUGCUUAUGAAUUUGCAAUCAAGGCGGUAAACUCGCCUUGGUGUCAACUCUUCGAUGAGGAUGAUGCAAAGGUUAUGGAUUACGCAAGUGACCUGAGGGAAUUCUGGAAAAGAGGCUACGGUUAUGACAUUAACAGCAAGUCGAGCUGCAUUCUCUUCCACGAUGUGUUUAGCCGACUGAACAAAGCAGCCAGCGAGAACAAGUCAGGUCAGCAGGUGACUGAGGCUGUGACAGUCCAGGUGGGCCAUGCAGACACCCUCUUGCCACUGCUCACCCUCCUGGGCUUCUUCAAGGACAGCGAUGCCCUGACUUCCACCAACUACGCCACACAGACACAACGCUCCUUCCGCACCAGCCACAUGUUACCCUAUGCAGCUAACUUACUCCUGGUGCUAUACGACUGUGGGGGAGGCGACCUGAGACUGCAGCCGCUGCUCAACGAGAAGCCUGUCACUUUCCCCGGUUUGACUGAGCAGCAGGCCUCCAUGCCGCUCUAUCAAGACGUCAGAGAGAACUACAGGGAGCUGCUCCAAGGCUGUGACUUUGAGACUGAGUGUCAGCUGUUCAAGAGUCCUGCUUAAGUUUAGGAAGACGGGGUAGAUGCAGGAAAAGAGGGCAUUGUAGUGGCUUUAUGUUUGUUUGCUAAACAAUAUGCCACCAUGAAAAUGUUCCUUGUUGAAUGAGCAUUUCUAAUGUUCUGCUUUGGAAAUUUUGAAUAUGGAUUUCUUACAUCGAUCACUUUGCUGCUUGCUGUAACCAAACACUUUCAGGAGGCACAAACAUGUUUUUUGAAACACUGAAUUAAAAAUUAAGAUAUGGCUUGAUGUUUUUUGGGGGGUUUUUCUGAGAUUUGGCUUUCUUUCUUUCCAUAGAAAGAACUAUAAUAUAAAAAACAGUUUAAUCAGUUAUUAACAACUUUCUUAGUAGGAAAACUGAAUUCACUUUUGCCGAUGACUUAUCUGGAACAAAAGAUGAGAGAAUAAAAGAUGUUAUGGUAUGCAA